Messenger RNA from Coregonus sp. 'balchen', 7506 nucleotides. The record is from the annotation of a GenBank genome assembly. Lineage: Eukaryota; Metazoa; Chordata; Actinopteri; Salmoniformes; Salmonidae.
UGGAAGCUUACAUACGCUUAAACGAGACAAAAAGGGGACAUUUCACUAGCUAGCUAUCCAGCACAAUACGACAAAUAUGUCUUCGAGGACGCUACCCCUGCUUUUUAUUAAUCUCGGUGGAGAAAUGCUCUACAUCUUGGAUCAACGCCUAAGAGCUCAGAAUAUUCCAGCUGACAAAGCCAAGAAAGGUAACAUUAUAGCUAGCUAGUUAGCUAACUAGCUUAGCUGUCUGGGUGUAUUAGGCUAGAAUUCAACUAGCUACCUGACCAACAGGUGAAUCACUGACCUUGUCAUGUCCACAACCUGGUUGCCAAAAAUUGGAGCACAUUCAUGUGUCUCCCUGCCUGUGUUUUAACCUGCAAAUUCUUCAUUGUACUUGUAGCUGAUUGGAUAGAGGAUGACAGAAGGAGAGGUAUUUUGAUGUUUCUCAUGCAGUGCAUCUCUAGGCCUACAUGCUCUGCUUUGAGGCCUUCAAGGAAACCAACAGAGUAUUACAUUGGUAGAACAAUCUGGAUGAAAUCUUUGCCCAGAGAUAUUCAUUCACUCUGCCCCCAAGAUUGUAGAGAUUUCAGCCAUGGCCUUUAUUAAGAAGAGAAAUCCGGUUUCUACCUCCCAAAUCAAAUAACUUUGCACGCUGAUAAUGCUGCUGAUGGUUUAAAAGGCUGUUGCUUUCUCAGGACAAUUGGGAAUAGGUGGACGUUAAACCUUGCCUAUAGAAUGCACAUCUGCUUGCUUAAAGGUAGACUCUUUUGAGCACGGCACUUCUUGAUUUUAAAGGUAGACUCUGCCAGGGGUGUAAUCAUUACGCCGAUUAUGUUGCAAAACGUUUUACAACAGAAACCGUUUACUCCUAACAGAAAACGCAAACAAGAGUUUCUAUUGGACAAAUUCAGGAAGGUCCCUCCCCAUUUCUCUCUGUUUGCUCAGUUUGCUUCUGUUUGGUUCUUUAACGGUUUCCUUAAUGAAUACACCCCAGUUGUCAUAAUCAUAAACAAGGGGGCGACUUCACACCUACAAACAUCAACAGUUAAAACCAGGGCUCAUAUUCAUAAUACAUCUCAGAGUAGGAGUGCUGAUCCAGGAUCAGUUCAGCCUUUUAGAUUAUAAUGAAUGGACAGGGGGACCUGAUCCUAGAUCAGUACUCUUACUCAGAGACACUUGUUGAAUAUGGGCCCAGUUCUAUCAAGACUGCGUUAGGCCUAUAUUAUGGGCUCCAUUAGGAAGAGCCAGUAAUAAGUCUUAGCAGAUUUGGUUGUUUGUAAAACAAAAAAAAUCUAAUGUCUUUAAGUCGGAAAGACCUCCCAAUGUUUAUGUUGAUGAUGUCAUCUUAAUGAGUCUAACAUUACAGACCAACAUUAUUCCAGUCCCCUACUUGUGACCUGGCCUCAACCUUGUUCUCCUGUGCCCUCACUCUGCCAGUUAUGAAUGACAUCAUCACCACCAUGUUCAAUAAAAAGUUUUUGGAGGAGCUGUUCAAGCCACAGGAGCUGUACUCCAAGAAGGCCCUCAGGACCGUGUUUGACCGACUGGCCCACGCCUCCAUCAUGAGACUCAACCAGGCCAGCAUGGACAAGGUAUGGAUGGAAUCGUGUCACCUGGGUCAUGUUCAGGGCACGCCGUAGCAAAACGAAAAUAGGUGUUCUUUAUUGGACAAGGAUGUGUAGUCCCUCUGUGUUUGUCUGUUUUCUUCCGUUUCGUGCCUGAUUAACAGGACCCUUUGUCGUAAGUGAAAGGCAAUCAAGUUGGUUAACCCUUUCUGGGAUAACCCUUUCUUGGGAUAACCCUUUCUGAGAAAGAUAGAUGUUAAAUAAAUCCCUAUCUAACUAUCAUUCACCACAUUUUGGAGUCAGCUGAGUAGCUGCCAUGACGACAUUACCAUUUUUAUCAUCACAUUCUCAGAAUCACAUCCUCUGUUCCCAGUGACCCUUUAAUAGUCUUAAUUCUAGGUACUUGGGGAAAUUGUCCAAGUCACUUAAAACCCCAUGUAGACCAAUAUUUUCUAAGCUUUUAUCAUUUAUUGCACCAUUAUUGCUUGACUAUUUUGAAGAGUUCUAUCUGUUGUGUUUAAAAAGUGGUUUGAUAUAGGCUAUCAAAUAGAAUAUCAUUUUGAAAUAUUAAUCAUGGCUGUAAGCUUAAAUGUUGUAUAAGUCCAACUGCAUAGCAGUUUGUUCAAAUCUGCUGACGGCUCCCUCUGGUGUACAUUAUGAACUGGCAGCAGCUAUUUUUGAGCAUGACAAUAACCCAUCAUCAUCCAUAUGACUAUGUUGUUCAUGCACACAGCUGUAUGACUUGAUGACCAUGGCCUUCAAGUACCAGGUGCUCCUCUGCCCGCGGCCCAAAGAUAUCCUCCUUGUGUCCUUCAACCAUAUGGAUGCCAUCAAGGAUUUUGUGAAGGACACCCCAAGCAUUCUCAGCCAGGUUGAUGAGACAUACAGACAGCUCAUAGAGGUAUAAUGAACUUCCCUUCAAUUGCCCAAACCUCAGCUAAGUGUUCAGUAUGAUCUCUUAUUCAUUGCAUGUUUUGUGCUCUUAUUUAUAGAUGUACACACCCUUGUCUAGUGGUGAAUUUCAGCUAAUCCGGCAAACACUCCUCAUCUUCUUUCAAGACAUGCACAUAAGGGUGAGUUCAUGAUCUCCCAGAAGUUUGUCUAACUUUUUCGACAGAAAAUGAGUGUGUUGGGAAGGGGGAGUGGGGCAUAUUUUGAUGGGUUUCAGAGAUAGAAAAUGUUAAUAAAGGUACCAUGACUUUGUGUCACAAAUGCUAAAACGUUAGCAUUUGAAUGAGUGCCAGGGAAGCUAAACCAAAGCAUGAAUUGCUGUCAUUGUCCAUAGACUGCUUACAAGGUAAGGAAACCCAGUAUGUAAUUUGGGUGAACUAUCCAUUUACGAUGCAUUAUAACCCCAUCAUAAUGAAUUAUACAGAGCAUAAUCUCGGUUAACCCAGAACUAAAGUCUUGCGAGAAUUGGUCAGAUGCUAACACCUGCGAAAUCUAGAUUUUUUUUUUUCAAAGCUCCGGAACUAAUGCUGCUCGUUAUCUCACACAUGCUGUUGUAUCAGGACAGAUCUACGGUACCAUUUAGGUUUAAGUAGUCUGUCCACGAGAGAUUAUACAAAGUGUUACACAAAUUAUCACUACAUUUUGCUCAUCUGUAUUUGCAGGUGUCCAUCUUCCUCAAAGACAAAGUGCAGAAUUCCAACGGGCGUUUUGUCCUCCCGAUCUCAGGUCCUGUGCCCAACGGAACACAUAUCCCAGGACUUAUCAGGUACCACAGCCAUACAGCUAUAAUUUUCCACACCCAAAUAACAUGGAAUCCCACCAAUCCAACCAAGCCAAGUUUGUUGCAAUAGAGCAAAAUCUCUAUUUUAUUAGAUGCAUUGAAAAUGGCUAUCCAUUGUUUGUUUUGUGCUGUUAGAUGGCAUCUAUUUGCUUUCCUUUCACAGACACUGUCGGCUUAAUUUAGACGGGCAUAUCUGCAGCUAAUUGCAUUACUGAGGGUGUGUUGAACGAGCAGCCGUCUAAAUUGAGAAAAGCCUACUUUUAGCACAGCUCUAUUUGCCAAGGGAUUGAGUGCAGCCGUACUUAAAACUCAUUUAUUGUGUCUUGGGAUCAAUGUCCAUCCUGAACAGUAUCAUAUUUGCAUUGUUUGAAGUGUCUUCUGGGAAACAGGAGAAGUUGCAAAAUAUCUUUAGGAAAUGAUCGAUUGCCUCAUAUGAUGUAUUCUUGCUGAAUAUUUUGUGUGUGUAUUUUUUGUUAUCCUCAGAAUGUUCUGCUGCAAUGGCGAAGAGGUGAAGAGACUGCAGUUCCGUAACAGUGGGAACUACACCAGCGCUCUCCGCGAGGGUUCUUUUGAGAUGUUUGGAGAGAGGGUCAUCAAGCUGGGCACUAACAUGUAAGUGCUGUGCUGCCCACCUGCUCCACACUGUAUUGACAACCAUUGACCUUCCUGGACAUACCCCCACUGAUACUACUAAAUUCUCUACUAUUUCCUCUACUGUGGUCAAUGGUCAUAUAGGCCUAAAUCAACAUGGUAACUCAAAGUCACUGCAAUUUGUUUAGUGAAUAAUUUACACAGUGACAGGUUUAUUAGCCUCCCCCAUGAUGCUACAUUCUAUUUCAGUUUGUCAAGUGCUUGACUUCUGUUUACCCACAGGUACAGUGUGAGCCGUCCGGUAGAAACACACAUGUCAGGGACGUCCAAAAACUCUGCACAGCAAAAGUCGGUGAGUUCAAAUUAUGCUUAACCACUACCCUGUAUAUUUUAUCUUACAGGCAUUUAUCCUGCAAGGCCUUGCAUGUUUGCUCAUAAAUGUCAUUUUACAGCAUGUCCUACAAUAUUAUAUUUUUGACAGGGUUGAAAUAGUUUCCCAGACAAUGAUUAAGCCUAGUCUAAGACCAAAAUUGUUUAAUGACAAUUCUUCAUUGAAGUGCUUUUUUAUCCAAGUCAGACUAAGCUACAUCUGUAAUUAAGCCUUAAAUGUAAUGGACAAUGCGCUAGACAGCUAAAUAAUGCGUUAUGUUAAUGAUAAUGCGCAUAUUCACUGUGUAUACAGGUCAACACCGCUCCAAACCCCCUGGCCAAAGAGGAGCUGAACAUGUUGGCCAGGUUAAUGGGGGGUCUGGAAGUCCAGAAACCAGGAAAUGCAGACGGUGGCUUCCGAGUCAACCUCUUUGCCACAGAUGAGGAAGAAGAGUAAGUCCCCUUUAUGUUAUGAGCAUUGUUUUGUUGUAUUUUGUGUAAUUGUGGAUCAAUUAAAGAUGGAAUUACAACAGUACUUCUCACAACUUGAUGAAAUGGACUGAACCUGAAUUUUGAAUUAUGUUCAGUGUUAAGUUAAACUAGUGUUAAAAAUUACUGUCAGAGUUAAGAAUCACUAUCAGUGUUAAAGGUCCAAUGUAGCCGUUUUUAUCUCAAUAUCAAAUCGUUUCUGGCUAACGAUUUAAGUAACUUACUGUGAUUGUUUCCAAUAAAAAUUGUCAAAAAGAAACAAAACUAGCUUCUUAGCAGAGCAAAUUCUCAACCAAGAAUUUUGCUAGGACUGUCUGGGGGUGGUCUGAGUGGGGAGGGGAAACUGAAAACUAGCUAUUAUUGGCAGAGAGGUUUUGAACUGUCUUUCUUAUUGGUCUAUUAACUAAUUUACCACUUGGUGAUGUCACCAGGCAAGCCAAAACUCCAUUCCUCCUAAACAGGCUGAUAUUUCAGGCAGUCUUUUCAAAUGGCUCUUACACUAAAAGGGCAUUAUCGUAAUUUUCACAAUUUCACACUAUUAUUCCAACCUCAUUGUGUGAAAAUAUAUACACUAUAUAUGCAAAAGCAUGUGGACACCCUUCAAAUUAGUGGAUUCAGCUAUUUCAGCCACACCUGUUGCUGACAGGUGUAUAAAAUCGAGCACACAGCCAUGCAAUCUCCAUAGAAAAAAUUGGCAGUAGAAUGGCCUUACUGAAGAGCUCAGUGACUUUCAAUGUGGCACCGUCAUAGGAUGCCACCUUUCCAAAAAGUCAGUCUAAUUUCUGCCCUGCUAGAGCUGCCCCGGUCAACUGUAAGUGCUGUUAUUGUGAAGUGGAAACGUCUAGGAGCAACAACGGCUCAGCCACGAAGUAGUAGGCCACACAAUCUCACAGAAUGGGACCGCCGAGUGCUGAAGCGCGUAGCGUGUAAAAAUCGUCUGUCCUCGGUUGCAGCACUCACUACCGAGAUCCAAACUGCUUCUGGAAGCAAUGUCAGCACAAUAACUGUUCGUCGGGAGCUUGAUGAAAUGGGUUUCCAUGGCCGAGCAGCCGCACACAAGCCUAAGAUCACCAUGCACAAUGCCAACCAUCUGGCAGUCUUACAGACAAAUUUGAGUUUGGCGGAUGCCAGGAGAACGCUACCUGCCCCAAUGCAUGCCAACUGUAGAGUUUGGUGGAGGAGGAAUAAUGAUCUGGGGCUGUUUUCCAUGGUUCAGGCUAGGCCCCUUAGUUCCAGUGAAGGGAAAUCUUAACGCUACAACAUACAAUAACAUUCUAGACGAUUCUGUGCUUCCAACUUUGUGGCAACAGUUUAGGGAAGGUCCUUUGCUGUUUCAGCCUGACAAUGCCCCCGUGCACAAAGCGAGGUCCAUACAGAAAUGGUUUGUCGAGAUCGGUGUGGAAGAACUUGACUGGCCUGCACAGAGCCCUGAUCUCAACCCCAUUGAACACCUUUGGGAUGAAUUGGAACGCCGACUGCGAGCCAGGACUAAUCGCCCAACAUCAGUGCCCGACCUCACUAAUGCUCUUGUGGCUGAAUGGAAGCAAGUCCCCGCAGCAAUGUUCCAACAUCUAGUGGAAAGCCUUCCCAUAAGAGUGGAGGCUGUUAUAGCAGCAAAUGGGGGACCAACUCCAUAUUAAUGCUCAUGAUUUUGGAAUGAGAUGUUCGAUGAGCAGGUGUCCACUUACUUUUUGGUCAUGUGGUGUGUAAAACACAGGAAAAUCACGUUUUUGACUGCACUGGGCCUUUUAACAAUAAUGUGGAUUUGUCUUCCUCACAGGGAGGCCUUGAUAUCGAGACCAGACGAGUUUUCAUAUGACGUCAUAAAAAUCCAAGCGACUAUGGUAAAGUUAAUUUUAACCUAUAUUCUUUCUGUCACAGAGGCUAGAUAAAUAUUCAACCAUGUAACAUGCUUUUAUGUAACUUAAAGGGAUGAGAUGGAAGCAUUUCAUAGAUCGAGACCGUCCUACUGUACAUCCAUUUUUAUUUGUCACAUACAAGUGUUUAGCAGAUGUUAUUGCAGGUGUACCGAAAUGCUUGCUGUGGUGUAACCAUCAAAAAGGUCCCCAUGAAACCUGUCACAGGAGACUUACUGCACCCAUGCAGUCAUCUCUUAGCACUUACGAACAACCCAUGAUCAGACAUGCUGCCCAAACGGAAUUGCAUGUCUAAUUGACAGGCUAAGGUUUGUAGGUUAUCCGAGAGGCAUUAGGAUCAGGAUGGGCCAGUCUAACAAGAUGUACCGUAAUCAAUCAUAAGCCCCUCCCCAAACAAGACCUUUCAGAUCUGCCAUUGAUGGCUUUCCUUGUCUUUCAGAACCAGCAAGCCAAUGCGGAGCUGGCCAAGAUCAUGGGGGACUUCACGGAGGAGGCUGGCGAGCCCUACCCAUCGAGUGCCAGCAGUAAAGGGGAUGACCUUCUGGCCAUGAUGGACGGGCUGUGACAGUGUUACCAUGGUGACCAGAAUCCGAGGGCGGGGCUCAAAGCUGAGUUGGUUAGGAACGGUGUGUUCUACUGUAGGACAGUGUCUUGUCUGCUCUGCUGUGCUGUGCCGUCUUUCUCACUCAGCAAAUAUGGCAACUGUCUAACAAACGCACACACAACACAAACCUCAUCUUCGUGUGUCUGUAGAGCUUUUCGAUGCUGAUGUGACCUGAGCAGGUCAAUUCAUUUGUUCAGCAAGGACCAACUGUAAACUGUCUGCAAGACUGUGCAUUUUGCAAAAGAGAGUGGGGAAACGUUGUAAGCUCAGUGGCCAGUUUAUUAGGUACACCCAUCU